AUGUUUAUUAAACUAUCUCUUCUUUGUCUCCUCGCUUACGUCUCCUGUCAGGAAGGAAAUGGAACCCAUCAAAACGAUAUCGGAUGGACCCAAGCUGUAGCCGUGUCGGGCAAACUGACUUGCAAUGGAAAAGCCGCUUCGAAUAUCAAAUUGAAGUUGUACGAGAAUGAAAUCAUUAUCGAUCAUUUAAUGGCUGAAGGACACUCCGAUUCAAACGGAGAGUUCAAAGUAUCCGGAUCCAAGAGUGAAAUCACAACAAUCGACCCAAAAUUGAAUGUUUACCACAAGUGUAACUACAAUGGGUUGUGCUACAAGAAAUUCACCAUCAAAAUCCCGAAAGACUACGUCAACAAGGGAAAGGAGGCCGAGAGAACUUAUGAUGUGGGAACCCUGAACUUGGCUAAUAAGUAUCCAGGAGAAUCCACCGAUUGUAUUAAUUGA
Molecule: messenger RNA, 441 nt
Organism: Caenorhabditis remanei
Lineage: Eukaryota; Metazoa; Nematoda; Chromadorea; Rhabditida; Rhabditidae
Exons: 3
Coding region: 1-441 (146 amino acids)
Cellular component (GO): cell surface
Source: RefSeq, a predicted model, not a curated record